This is a messenger RNA of Lottia gigantea (owl limpet), 402 nucleotides long. RefSeq lists its product as hypothetical. Gene Ontology annotation, biological process: actin cytoskeleton organization. The coding region runs from base 1 to 402 and encodes 133 amino acids. NCBI's taxonomy places the organism in Eukaryota, Metazoa, Mollusca, Gastropoda, Lottiidae. The record is from RefSeq and is a predicted model, not a curated record. The transcript has 2 exons. Gene Ontology annotation, molecular function: actin filament binding.
AUGAGUGAGGUACAGGUUGAUGUUGUUGGUCAUCAGGCCAGAUCUAAAGAAGGUAGAGGAAUCUCUGUCAGAAGUGGGGAUAGUGAUAAAUGGAUUAUUAUUCAAAAAACAACAUUUACUAAUUGGGUGAAUGUUCAACUUCAACCAAGGAAUUUAGAAGUCAGGGAUUUGCAGGAUGAUUUCUGUGAUGGUGUUAAAUUAUGUGCUCUGGUGGAAGCAUUACAGCAGAAGAAAAUAGGUCGAGUUGUUGCCAAACCUAUCAACCAACAUCAGAGUAUUCAAAAUGUUACUGUAGCAUUAACAGCUAUUGCUAAUGAUAAUGUUAGACUUGUCAAUAUAGUCAAGGUGUGUCAACUGUUAGCAAUGAACAACUCUACAUCAGAAUGCACACCUACAGCUUAA